Molecule: messenger RNA, 1671 nt
Organism: Parnassius apollo (apollo)
Lineage: Eukaryota; Metazoa; Arthropoda; Insecta; Lepidoptera; Papilionidae
Source: the annotation of a GenBank genome assembly
UUGAAAAUUCCCAGGAUUUACGCGUGCCUAAUCCACGUGAUAUCACCGCAGCUUCCGCCGCAGCGUCCGCUGCAGCGUCCGGCGCAGCGUCUUCCGCAGCGUCUGCCGCAGCCUCCGCCACAUACACCGCGAUGUCUCACGGGCUACAUGACGGAUGUGCAAUCUUGGACCAAAUACGAUGGAAGACUUAUAGUGUACCCAGACCAAAACAACUCAAUCGAUGUGUCCUACCACUUAAAUUGCGUUCGAGAACUACAGCGGCAGCUGCGAGAGUUUCCUUGUUCGGGGAAAAAUUCGGUGCAAUAUCUUAGUAUGGCAAGAUGCCAGUUUCAUAUUAUCCCUUCGGUUUUCCACUACAAAGAUUCUUGUGGUAAUACUUUAUCAGGGACCGUUGAAUAUUUGACACUGACUGGAAACAACUUUUCAAUAGAAAAUACAUUUUACCCUUAUGAUGUACAAAUGAAUGCGUCAAAUGCUAAAAGUGCUUUCGAAGAUACUUCAUUUGACCGAAAUAUUGCUAAUAGUUGGUCAAAUGGUUUACGCGGGGUCACCUUUCCACGUCUACGUGAAUUAGAUUUGCGCCUGUGUGGAAUCAGAAAAUUAGAAGACAAUAUAUUUAGCGGCAUGCCAUAUCUUGAGAAAUUAUAUCUGGGGGAAAACAACAUUUUUACAAUAAGCGCAGGAACUUUUUCGGGUUUGAAUAGACUUAUACAUUUGGACCUCAGCAGAAACUAUGGAUUCGAUGAGAACGGAACGUAUCACCGCUUGAAUUUCGACGAGUGCAACGUUUUCCAAGAAUUAGUUAAUAUUGAAUCAAUAGAUUUCUCUUUUACUAAAAUGGCACAACGUAAUAUUGAUGGAUUCCUACAUGUGAGUGCAAGACUGCAGAGACUGUCAAUUUGCCAUUCAGGUUUGAGUAAUUUGAGUCCAGGACAUUUUGCUGGUACUUUUUUGAGAUUUCUAGAUGUAUCCGGAAAUAUAAAUAUAUUCGCAGAUGAUGACGCCUUGCGCGGCUUGGAAAACAGGUUGCAGGUAGUUUAUGCUAACGACAUCGCGUUAAAGGAAUUAGACGUUUUCAAGAACAUGACCUCAUUAGAAAUAAUAAGAGCGCGAAGCAAUGAAAUAACUGAAAUAUGUAGAAACACAGCCAGUAGCCUUAUAAACCUACAAGUUCUUGAUUUAGAUAUGAAUAGACUGACAGCUUGGUCUAGACCGACAGUGGCCUUGAUGCCAAGCCUGAAAUUCUUAUCUGUUAGAAGCAACAACAUCAACAUAAUUUCAGAUCAUAUGGUAAGAGAUUUUGUGAAUGUAUCCUACAUUGGAUUGACAGGCAAUCAGAUAGUGUGCAAUUGUUACGCUAGAGAAAUAUUUGAACUAGCUUUGAGAAAUGAAAUGGACAAGAAAGAUGAAUUUAUUGCAGAAAAAUAUAAGAACAAAAAUGCAAAUUUUUCUUCGUUGCUUCUGGAGACCAGACGUGAGGAUCUCAUCCUCGUUCUUCUAGAAGAUAUUCCUCGGCGUAGACGUCCAAAUACUCUUCAUUAUUUGAUGGUCACAAACACGUAUAUUGUCUGGCCGAAAGAAGACGCCGAACAAAUGAUGUUUUGGAAAAGACUGAGGAAGAGUUUAGUUACGCAGAAGAUGAGACAGCCGGAAAAUGUGUCACUGGCGUGA